CGUAAAAUUCCAUUUUCAUCUGAACCCUGGAAAGGCAUAAAUUGAGAUCACUGAAACCGCUUUCACCGCACAAAAUCUCCCGCGGCCGCGGAGGUUCAAUCGCAGAAUACUGCCAUCAUCGAUAUCGAUCAGAUCCUUCAUUCGAUAUUGAUCCAUAAUCAAAUAAACCAAAACAUUAUGUAUAAUCGAAUUCCCAUAUACCGAAGUUUGCGUUUGCCGCAGCGGUUCAGGACCACGGGCUCCUCGAUUCUAAGCUAUUUGGCAGCUCCUCAGCUGAGAAGAAAAGCUCAGAAUUCAUGGUCUGCUGUUCAGGAUACCUUCUAUUCUACCAAGGACAUAUUUGAGAGGCAUAGAGUGGUGUUCACGUUAUCGACUUCGAUCGCAUCCGUUGCAACGGCAUGGGGUGGUUAUUUAUUACGGCACUAUCAUCAAUCAAGAGUUGACCAACGGCUUGAAUCAAUAGAAAAAGCUAUGAAUAAGAAGUAUGAUAUUGAAGAUCCUGAGUUUAAGAAGCUUGUUUCAGGUGGCAUAAGCAUGCCAGCUUGUGUUGCAACUGCUGGAACUACUUUGUUUAUUGGCUAUGGCUUAGGUUGGCGAGGUGGAAAGUGGUAUGCAAACAAAAAGUUCAAAAGGGAACAGAUGAAACUGUUGGGACAAGUAAAACCAAGAAGGUGGCCUCUUAGAUUACCGCUAUCCAGGCUAAAGCUGCAAGGAAGUGCUGCUAAGGCUCCAGAGGCAUCAGCCUAGGCGGUAUGCAGCAUCCAAAGAUGGCGGUGGCUGUACCAAGGUGCCAUGCCACUUACUGGCCUAGUAAAGUACUCAAGUAAAUUCCCAAUACUUAUAAGAUUUCUAACUUGACUAUACGCAACAAUUGCAAAACAUUCUUAGCUAUUCUAACAACUGGAAAUAUUAGGUUUUGAAGUACAAAAUAUUUUUUCAUAUGGACCUAGAUGCCAGUUACUGGUUCCAUUUUGUUCGGGGAGAGGAAUGUAACUUGUAAUUUGAUUCUUUUGGUCUAUUCCUGCAUAGUUGCAUACUUAUUGUGAGGCCAUUCUGCAUAUUUUACCGGUGUUGAGGGAAAUGACCAUUCGGUCUUCCCCAGCUUGGCAACCAAUCUAGGAGCUCGACUAAACUAAUGUCUAGAAAGGGUGAAUAGCCAAAACUAGGAGCUCAGCAACAUUUGUCUAAAUAUAUCUAAUGGUCAUGGUGACGAUAGAGUUAAUUGUGCUUAGAGGAUUUUGCUUUGGUGCUAUAUCAAAGAGGAUUGUGGAAAGCAUGAGGGGAAAGAGGACACAUAUAGUUACCUUAUUAUAAAUAUUAUUUUUUGUAACCUGACAAAGGGAAAACAAUUUAAAUACAUUUUCAUUCUUAGCUUUGAGAGUUCCAAACUACUCAAGGCAUUUUCUUCUUCAA
Messenger RNA from Ipomoea triloba (trilobed morning glory), 1413 nucleotides. RefSeq lists its product as uncharacterized. The coding region runs from base 178 to 747 and encodes 189 amino acids. The transcript has 5 exons. NCBI's taxonomy places the organism in Eukaryota, Viridiplantae, Streptophyta, Magnoliopsida, Solanales, Convolvulaceae. The record is from RefSeq and is a predicted model, not a curated record.